AUGAAUCUUCGAAAUCAGCUCGAGUGUUUCACAGCCUGUAGCCGGGAUAAUGGCUGCUCGGGUACGCUUAUCUCUGCCCGUUAUAAAUCGUGUUACAAAGGAAAGGCAUGCACGCUUGUUCAAGCAUGCCCAUCGUCGGACCCUGACUUUCGAUAUUAUAACAAGGAAAGCCCAAAUUCUUUUACUACAACAUCUUCAGCUACCACAACAACUAGAAGUAGCACCACGACGCCAGACCAGCCAACAAGUACGUCUACGACAUUUGAAACAUCCACUACAGGUAGCACCACGACACCAGACCAGACAAGUUCGUCUACAUUUGCAACAUCCACAACAAGUAGAACGACGACACCAGACCAGCCAACAAGUUCGUCUACGACAUUUGAAACCUCCACUGCAGGUAGCACCACGACACCCGACCAGACAACAAGUUCGUCUACGACAUUUGCAACAUCAACUGCCCAACUGACAACUGCUGCCCCAUUUUGCCAAAAUGCAGGUACACAGGUCAGUCCUGCAACAUGCGACUGUUCAGGGACUCGAGGAUGGGUGGGUAACCGGUGUGAAAGACGACCAUACAGCUGCAGCGAGUUAUCGAACUUCGGCUACACCAGCGGCACCCAGGUCUUUCCAAUCGACAUCCACAGAAAUAAUUCCAAGUUGGUCAAUACAGCCUGCAAUGUGGGAUCCAACAGCGAGGAAGUGGGUCUUCUGAAACACACAGGCCAGUUUAACUAUAACAGAAGCUGGGACGACUAUGUCAAUGGAUUUUUCUACAAUGGAGACAACUAUUGGCUGGGUCUGGAAAAUAUCUAUGCUUAUAACAAAAAAGGGUAUGCCAACAUCGGCAUCCACUUAAUUUUCUCUUCAGCUUAUGUGAAUGGAAAAGUAUACAAAGAAUACUAUAGUUUCAGUAUUUCUGACAAUACUACAGGCUACUCUUACACUGUUGGGACAGGUGCUAGCGGCAGCAGAAGUGUUAGCGGCUCUGGAAAUACUAAGGUCUACGACUUGGGUGACCCCUUCAACCCCUGCCAGAAUACGCCAUUUUCUACUCACGAUAAAGAUCAAGACUUGGAGCCCACGAAAAACUGUGCUCAGUUGACAGCUACGGGUUGGUGGUUCAAAACCUGCACCCCAGAGCCGAUAGUUAGCCCACUGGGUAGCGUUAACGCUACUAGUAAUGAACGGCGUGUGAUCCUACCAAAAUAUGAUACAACAUCGCAGGGUCCGAGAGAAGCCUUUAAGUAUGUGUACAUUUAUUUAAUUCCUUGA
Messenger RNA from Candidula unifasciata, 1275 nucleotides. NCBI's taxonomy places the organism in Eukaryota, Metazoa, Mollusca, Gastropoda, Stylommatophora, Geomitridae. The record is from the annotation of a GenBank genome assembly.